CGCGACGGCCGCUCCGGUAGGCGCCACCGCCACUGCCGGGAGAUCCAUGGGCUUCUCCUGGGCGCCGCCGGGUGUCUGGCCGAUACCAGGGAGCCGCGGCGCCUCGUGCCCGGGAGCCAUCGCUGCAGCCCGAGGCCGGGCCCCGGGGCGGGGACGGCAGGGGGAGGCGACGGCAGCUGCGGCGGGAGCCUCCCUAGGGGCCUGGGACUGGGAACUGCCUCCGACUUCACGAUGCCAGUAUGGACAGAAUAGCUUAUGAUGCUCAUCCCAACCCACCACUUUCGAGACAUUGAGCGGAAGCCAGAGUACCUCCAGCCGGAGAAGUGCGUCCCGCCUCCCUACCCCGGCCCUGCGGGAACCAUGUGGUUUAUCCGCGACGGCUGCGGCAUCGCCUGUGCCAUCGUCACCUGGUUUCUGGUCCUCUACGCGGAGUUUGUGGUCCUCUUUGUCAUGCUGAUUCCGUCCCGGGACUACGUGUACAGCAUCAUCAAUGGAAUUCUGUUCAACCUGCUGGCCUUCUUGGCCCUGGCCUCCCACUGCCGGGCCAUGCUGACGGACCCCGGGGCAGUGCCCAAAGGAAAUGCCACUAAAGAAUUCAUCGAGAGUUUACAGCUGAAGCCCGGCCAGGUGGUGUACAAGUGUCCCAAGUGCUGCAGCAUCAAGCCCGACCGAGCGCAUCACUGCAGUGUGUGCAAGCGGUGCAUCCGGAAGAUGGACCACCACUGUCCCUGGGUCAACAACUGUGUGGGCGAGAACAACCAGAAGUACUUCGUCCUGUUUACAAUGUACAUAGCGCUCAUCUCCUUGCACGCCCUCAUCAUGGUGGGAUUCCACUUCCUGCACUGCUUUGAAGAGGACUGGACAAAGUGCAGCUACUUCUCGCCACCCACCACAGUGAUCCUGCUCAUCCUGCUGUGCUUUGAGGGGCUGCUCUUCCUCAUCUUCACGUCGGUGAUGUUUGGGACCCAGGUGCACUCCAUCUGCACAGACGAGACGGGAAUAGAACAAUUGAAAAAGGAAGAGAGAAGAUGGGCUAAAAAAACAAAAUGGAUGAACAUGAAAGCCGUUUUCGGCCACCCCUUCUCUCUAGGCUGGGCCAGCCCCUUUGCCACGCCAGACCAAGGGAAGGCAGACCCGUCCCAGUACGUGGUCUGAAGGACCCCGGCCAGCAAUGCCACUCAGACACAAACCACAUCACAGCACCGCCGCCAGCCCGGCCUCACGAAUGUUUAAACCGAGAGAGCAAAACAACUAAAACUUUUUUUUAUGGCUCAAGUAAAAUGGCUGAGCGUUGCAGAGAAAAAAAAAAAAAGUCCCCAUGUUUUAUUUUUAAAAGAUCAUCCUUUCUAUUUUUUGGCAAACCGAAGCUGCUCUUCUGUUUUCCUUUUCAAAAAUCACUUCUCUGGCCUCUGGUUUCCUCUCUGCUGUCUGUCUGGCAUGACUAACGUGGAGGGCGCUGUCCCCGGGCGGUGCCCUCUCCCACUAACUGAGACGUGUGACGCUGGUGCGUGGAUGGAUGGACUGGUCUCCAUGCCUGGUCCUGGUCGGGGAGGCACUGGAGGGCCCUGACCUCCCCCUGCCCAGGAGGCGGCGGCAGGACUAGAACCUCGCAGAAGAUGGACGCUUGCCCCUGGCGGCCCAGAGGGCAGGAUCAGGGCUGGAGCCCUGUGCAGGGCCCCUGGCACCGCGGCCCCAUCCCCGACGUGGACAUGGUUUGCCUCCUAAUCCACGAAAUCAGUUGCCUGCCUUGUACUUUGUAGACUCGGGGUGUGUGGAAUGAUUGGGGCGGGGGGGUGAAAGGGUCAGAUUUGUAUUCUGAAUCACCAGUUAUGUUCUCUCUGAUUAUUUGGAAGAGUGUGAAGGAAAGAAGUCUUUCUGGUUCAAAAUGCCUUACACAAUCAAAAGACGGAAAAAAUCGCGCGAUUUCGGGCAAGCCCCCUUUCCCUCUGUUGCGUCUGCUUGCUUCCCCACGUCCCUCCUCCCGCUCCUCGCGAGACUGCCGCCAGGCCAGGCGGCUGCAGCCCCGCACCUGCACCCCUGCCGUCGCCCUCUCUUCCUUGCUUUGUAAGUCACCAAAGCAGGUUCGCUUUCUGAUAAUUAGACCCUUCAAUGUGCACGUGCCCACGUCUUGUCUCCAGUCUGACCUGGGAGCCUGUUGCCCUGGCCUGGGGCUGACCGUGCCACAAGGGCGUCGUUCCAGCCCCCCGACUUUCCACAGUUGGCAGGGGCUGCCCUGGUCCCUGAAACCCGCAGGUGCGCCUGGGCCUCGGGUGCUGGGCCUGCAUAGCUUUUCCCAGCUGGGGCUUCCCGCUGCAAGUACCCUUUGCCGGAGGGAGGCCUGAGGACGGGGAAAUUAGAGGGAGGAGACCGAGUGCCCUCAUAUGCAAAACUCAGAAGCCCGGAUUCUCACACAUGGGUUUUGUUUUGUUUUGUUCUAAAGGCAUCGCCACAAACCUUUUGUAGCUCCUAGGGUGGGGACGGGAUAAGGUUUAUUAAAUCCGGUCUGGGAUAGGAAGACCGUGAACCUAGCCAUGUGAUUUUUCAGAAAAGUAAGUGGAACAUGCUGCGUCUUCAAUUCUGUCAGUCCGUGCUUCCACCUGGAAACAAAAUGCAAUAAAAGUUUUCCAAA
Pteronotus mesoamericanus is the source of this 2629-nucleotide messenger RNA. It is a transcript of the gene ZDHHC3, whose product is annotated as zinc finger DHHC-type palmitoyltransferase 3. Lineage: Eukaryota; Metazoa; Chordata; Mammalia; Chiroptera; Mormoopidae. The record is from RefSeq and is a predicted model, not a curated record. Bases 256 to 1155 code for a protein of 299 amino acids. The transcript has 7 exons. Gene Ontology annotation, molecular function: palmitoyltransferase activity.